AUGCAAUAUACUUCUUCAUAAUUAAUUCGAAAUCAAACUCCUGAAGAUUUACUUUAAUCAUAUUCAAAUUAAAAAAGAGAAAAUGUAUCUACAAAUUCUUAGAUGUAAUCUUAAAUAAAAGUAAAUCAUAUUUUUUAAUUAUGAGCAUUCAAUUGAAUUACUAAAAAAUAAUCAAAUAAGUCAUUAAACAUUUAUUGAUUCUACUAAUAGAAAUCAAGAUUAACUAGUUUACUAAUUAUUUCAACUUUAAUAGAAAGUACGUGAAUGUGAAAAAUAAUUCAUUAAAAAAGAAUUGUUUUUGUAAGAAUAGAUACUUUAGACAUAAAAGAACUUUGAUAAAACAAUGAAUUUAAUGAAAUUUAAAUAUUAAAUGUAAAUAGAAGAUCUUAAUUCUGAAUUAAAGGUGAAAGAUGAAGAAAUCUAUAGUCUUAAUUUAUAAUUAUAAUAAAGUAAUUUAAAUAAAAUUGAGUAAAGAUUAUAUUCAUCUUAAUAAAAGUAAAAAUCAAUAAAAAGUGAAUAUUUACAUACUGAAAGUUCAAGAAUAAAUUAUAAAUUUAAAAUACCAAGAAGAACUUCAGAUGUUAGUAAAUAUUAGAAAGAAUUGAAUAGAAUUAAAAUUCAAACAGCAUAAUUUGCUUAAAAAUUUGAAAAUGAGAAAACUUAAAUUUAAUCAGAUAUUGUCUAAUUGAAAAAUUAGAAUUAAAUUAUUUAAGGUUAUUUGAACUUUAAUAAAGUUUAAAGUACUGAUCAAUCAUAACAUAAUUCACCAAUAAAACUCAAUAAUAUGUUGACAAAUAGAUAGAAUAGUUCUUCCUUUGGAAUUAAAGAAUAUUUCUCUAGCUAAUAGUGA
This is a messenger RNA of Paramecium pentaurelia, 850 nucleotides long. The record is from the annotation of a GenBank genome assembly. Lineage: Eukaryota; Ciliophora; Oligohymenophorea; Peniculida; Parameciidae.